Messenger RNA from Sabethes cyaneus, 1800 nucleotides. Its product is annotated as protein SCAI. Gene Ontology annotation, cellular component: nucleus. The coding region runs from base 1 to 1800 and encodes 599 amino acids. Gene Ontology annotation, biological process: DNA-templated transcription. Gene Ontology annotation, molecular function: transcription corepressor activity. The transcript is spliced from 10 exons. Lineage: Eukaryota; Metazoa; Arthropoda; Insecta; Diptera; Culicidae. The record is from RefSeq and is a predicted model, not a curated record.
AUGGUUAAAAUGGCCUCAACCGAAGAGCAAGAUAGGAAAAUAGUACUGGAGUUCUGCCACCUGUUGGAGAAGUCGAAGCAGCUGUUCAACGGCCUGCGCGAUCUUCCACAGUACGGACACCGGCAGUGGCAGGCGUACUUUGGGCGCACCUUCGACGUGUACACGAAGCUGUGGAAGUUCCAGCAGCAACAUAGAUUAGUUCUAGAUUCUAAGUACGGUUUAAAGCGAUGGCAAAUCGGUGAAAUAGCUAGUAAAAUCGGACAACUCUACUAUCAUUACUAUCUUAGGACGAGUGAAACAAAUUAUCUAAAUGAGGCAUAUUCGUUUUAUGCCGCGAUCAGGGGACGUGCGUACUACUCCCGAGCAAUCAAGGAAGACCGACCGGAUCUGAUGGUUAAGAAAUUACGUUACUAUGCUAGAUUUAUUGUUGUUUGUUUACUGUUGAAAAAGAUGAAGUUAGUGAGAGAACUAGUAAUGGAGUUAGAGCGGCAGAUACAAGAGUACACGACGACGUACGAGCCGGAGGAUCAACUGGAGUGGUCGCUGGUGCUGGACGAAAUCAAGGGAUUCAUCAAGGCGGAAGCGGCCGUUGCGGUGCUGCACGCCGACUCGAACCCGAUCAUUCUGUCGCACAGGUUAAGUCCCCUGACGACGCCGCCGUGCGAGCGGACGCCGCACAUGACGCUCAGCCUGCAGGAGAUACUGAUUGUGGGGUCCGCCUGCGAGCAGGCCAAGUUUUCCGAGCUCACGAUGGAUAUGUUUAGAAUGUUACAAACCUUGGAACGGGAGCCAACGGAAACGAUACAUCCCCUAACAGGACAUCCGAUGAGUACGCAUGGCGGUCCUCACGAUGCCAGUCCUGCCGCCAGUAGAAUGCCACCGUAUGGUGUACCAGGGUCCAAAGGAUACGUGGAGAACGGAGAUCGUCGCGGAAUGCGUGAUAACCCUCACAAGUAUCUGCUCUACAAACCGUCGCUCAGUCAACUGAUGGUGUUUCUAUCGAGUGGAUUUAAAGAACUGCCCCCAGGAGGUGCCCUACUGCUAUACAUGUCUGCCGAUGGGUGUUUCUCGACUACGAAACAUCCGCAAGAUUAUGGUUACGAGCUGGGAGGAUUAGCAACAAGUGUUAAACGUGAUGCGGUCGAAGGAGGACUUGCGGUACGGGGAAAAUCCAGCGCAGGUUACAAAGAACCACACUGUCUCUAUCCGGGAGAUUUGUAUCCAUACACUCGUAGACCGUUGUUCAUAAUAAUCGACUCGGAUAAUUCGUUUGUGUUCCAGCACAUACCAAGAUACUUUGGUCAACCACUUGUGAUAUUGAUGUCACCGCAAGACGUUCCGGCGAAUUUUCAAGAUAUGCAACAUCAUGGUUCCCUGUUUACUUUAUUCCUGCAUUCACCGAUGACGGCUUUAUGCUACAUUUGUAAUGUUGGCGAUGUUCCCAUCCAUCAUUGGGAACGGUGUCAGAACUAUGUUGAUCGGUUUGUGACGGAGGCUUCUCGGCUUGUUACCCGUUGUCGGAUGGAUGAAAUUGAACAGGGAAUCGGUUACAUAGAUUCGUCUUACGUGCAAUUCUUUGGGGACGAUUUCCUACGCACGCUGAUUCUUCGAUUUGUGUUCUGUGACGUCACGUUGCGGUUGCAUCGCGGUUUCCGCGGUAGACAUCAGCGACCACGUUGUGAACCACCACUGCCGGCUGCGGAACUGUUGGAACAUCCAUCGUUAGGCCACAUCAUACUGCAACUGGCGUCAGCGUUAGACGUCAGAGGUCAUUUCGUCGAGGGUCCGGAAGGCGAUUGA